UGCCGCGCUGACGUCACCGCCGCGCUCCGCCGCAGCCCCAGCGCAGGCCGCGCCGCCAGACGGAGCCGCCGCCGGCACCCGCGCCCCGGCCCGGCCGUCCCCGCCCGCCCGGCCGCCAUGCCCUCGGACCGGCCCUUCAAGCAGCGCCGCACCUUCGCGGAUCGUUGUAAAGAAGUACAGCAGAUCCGAGAGCAGCAUCCAAACAAAAUCCCGGUCAUUAUUGAACGCUAUAAAGGAGAGAAACAGCUGCCGGUGCUGGACAAGACCAAGUUCCUCGUCCCAGACCAUGUCAACAUGAGUGAAUUGGUCAAAAUAAUCCGGCGCCGCUUGCAGCUGAAUCCCACCCAGGCUUUCUUCCUGCUGGUGAACCAGCACAGCAUGGUGAGCGUGUCUACACCCAUCUCGGAGAUCUACGAGCAGGAGAAGGACGAGGAUGGCUUCCUCUACAUGGUCUAUGCUUCCCAGGAGACCUUUGGCUACUGAGGCCUGCUGAGAGGUGGCAUGUGGAGACAGACGAACUGUGGCGCGCAGGCCCCCGGCCUUGGAAGACAACACAACCAGAGGCUCACCAGAGGGGGACUGUGCUGACUCCCUUCCUCUCCCUCCCGCCCCGUCCCACCGCCUCGUCACCAAAGAGGCUCGUGGCGUGUGUUGGACUGGCACAACCCUUCACCUCCGUGUAGAGUAGCCCCGCUCCCUCCACACACACGCACGCACCCACGUGUGCACGGACGCCCGCGCGCGCGCGUGUGGGGCCUCGGCUCCCCGUCGUGUCCCUGUCAUCCCCCCCCGCCCCUCAGCUGGUCUCGCUGUGGGGCCUUGGCUCCCCAUCCCGCCCCCGUCCCCCCCCAUAGCUGCUCUCGCUGUGCUCCGUGUGCGUGUCUGUAGCCCACUGCCAAGAGAGAUCGGCCGGUGGCGGAGAGGGGACAGGAGGCCGUCGCCUUGGCUUUCGGCGCAGGGAGAGCCGCCUCUCCUCCGCAACACUCAUAAAGGGCAGGAGGUCUGCAAAAGCAGCAAAGAGAUGUUACCAUUGCUCCCGAGUUUUAAUUGAUUUUAAUUACACCCAUAUCAGAUUCUUGGUGCUACUGAGUAGAUGUAGGUGUCUCUAUAGGACUGUGGAUAAUGUAUAUCCUUUAGAUUUAUUUUAUUGGGUUUUUGGUUUGGUUUUUUUUUUUUUAGGGAUAGAUUGGAAUGGGGAGAGGGGGUAAUCUUUCCUGUAUUCUGUAGGUAAAUAAAUACGGCUUCAUUGCACUUUAAAGCAUAGUAGAUGUCAGAGUGGAAUUUACUUUUAAUUUAUACAGGUUUGCCAUAUAUAGUGCUGCUCCUCUGUUGACAGUUGUACCUAGAUUGUCUUUGUUUCUUUUUUUUUUUUUAAAUAUAAUUGAUUUCCCUUCUCUCUGUCUCCCCAUUGCAUGCAAUUUUUCAGUCUCAGUGUGGCAAAGAGUUUGCUCAAGGAAUGUACUGAUUUAUAUUUGCUAUGUUCCCAUUCCUGUUUCUCAUGUAUUAUACCAAAAAAAUGUAUAUGAUAAAAUCCCAACCAGUUUAAUCUAUACAAAGGUAUAUAUAUAUAAAUAUAUAUAUAAAAUAAACAUAAAUUCAAGUCGUGUCUUGUA
Messenger RNA from Chroicocephalus ridibundus (black-headed gull), 1613 nucleotides. RefSeq names its product microtubule associated protein 1 light chain 3 alpha (gene MAP1LC3A). Gene Ontology annotation, molecular function: microtubule binding; ubiquitin protein ligase binding. The transcript has 4 exons. Gene Ontology annotation, biological process: autophagy of mitochondrion; cellular response to nitrogen starvation; macroautophagy. Gene Ontology annotation, cellular component: cytosol; autophagosome membrane; autophagosome. The coding region runs from base 118 to 483 and encodes 121 amino acids. NCBI's taxonomy places the organism in Eukaryota, Metazoa, Chordata, Aves, Charadriiformes, Laridae. The record is from RefSeq and is a predicted model, not a curated record.